Molecule: messenger RNA, 2655 nt
Organism: Lepus europaeus (European hare)
Lineage: Eukaryota; Metazoa; Chordata; Mammalia; Lagomorpha; Leporidae
Gene: FSD1L
Product: fibronectin type III and SPRY domain containing 1 like
Exons: 13
Coding region: 104-1597 (497 amino acids)
Molecular function (GO): protein binding
Source: RefSeq, a predicted model, not a curated record
GAGGCUGCGGCCGCGGGUAGCGGUCUUGGCGUGUCCCACCUCCUUCCGCGUCUUCGCGCGGUUCCUCCUCGUGGGUUCGGGCCCAGCGGCUUUACCCCUCACCAUGGACUCCCAGAAAGAAGCUCUGCAAAGGAUCAUUUCAACUCUGGCAAAUAAAAAUGAUGAAAUACAGAACUUUAUUGAUACUCUAAAUCAUACACUAAAAGGAGUUCAGGAAAAUUCUUCUAACAUACUUUCAGAAUUAGAUGAAGAAUUUGAUAGUUUAUACACUAUAUUGGAUGAGGUGAAAGAAAGUAUGGUUAACAGUAUCAAGCAGGAACAAGCUCGUAAAUCACAAGAGUUACAGAGUCAGCUUAGCCAAUGUAACAAUGCCCUGGAGAACUCUGAAGAACUACUAGAAUUUGCGACAAGGUCGUUAGAUAUAAAGGAACCUGAAGAAUUUUCAAAGGCUGCCAGACAGAUCAAGGAUAGAGUCACAAUGGCUUCAGCCUUUCGUCUUUCUUUGAAACCAAAGGUCAGUGACAACAUGACUCAUUUAAUGGUGGAUUUCUCUCAGGAAAGACAGAUACUGCAAACAUUGAAGUUUUUGCCAGUCCCCAAAGCUCCAGAGAUAGACCCAGUAGAGUGUAUGGUGGCUGACAACUCUGUAACAGUAGCUUGGAGAAUGCCAGAAGAAGAUAAUAAGAUUGACCAUUUUAUAUUGGAAUAUAGGAAAACUAAUUUUGACGGGCUUCCACGUGUAAAGGAUGAACGAUGCUGGGAGCUAGUUGAUCAUAUUAAGGGUACUGAAUACACAUUAUCAGGCUUAAAAUUUGAUUCUAAGUAUAUGAAUUUCAGAGUGCGAGCUUGUAACAAGGCUGUGGCUGGAGAGUUUUCUGAUCCCGUGACUCUGGAAACCAAAGCACUUAACUUCAAUUUGGAUGGCUCUUCAUCCCAUUUGAACUUGAAAGUUGAAGAUACCUGUGUAGAGUGGGAUCCUACUGGAGGAAAAGGUCAAGACAGUAAAAUUAAAGGAAAAGAGAAUAAGGGCAGAAGUGGUACGCCUUCCCCCAAACGGACAUCUGUAGGCUCCAGGCCACCAGCAGUAAGAGGCAGCAGAGAUCGUUUUACCGGGGAAUCAUAUACAGUGCUGGGAGAUACUGCUAUUGAAAGCGGACAACAUUAUUGGGAGGUCAAGGCCCAGAAGGAUUGUAAAUCCUACAGUGUGGGAGUAGCAUAUAAAACUUUGGGGAAAUUUGACCAAUUGGGAAAGACAAACACUAGUUGGUGUAUCCAUGUCAACAACUGGCUACAAAACACGUUUGCUGCAAAACAUAAUAAUAAAGUCAAAGCUUUGGAUGUUACUGUUCCUGAGAAAAUAGGUGUAUUUUGUGACUUUGAUGGGGGUCAACUUUCUUUCUAUGAUGCAAACUCAAAACAGUUGCUGUAUUCCUUUAAGACAAAAUUUACGCAGCCAGUACUACCUGGUUUCAUGGUUUGGUGUGGUGGACUUUCUUUGAGUACUGGGAUGCAAGUUCCAAGUGCUGUAAGAACCCUUCAGAAAAGUGAAAAUGGAAUGACUGGUUCAACUGGCAGCCUGAACACUGUUGCUCAGUAACGCUGACUCAGACAUGUUUACCCUCCCUCUUGAUUGAGUGGCCUUUUCUGUGCAGUUACUAAUCACAGAAAUUUGUGAAUGGUGGAAAACAGAUUUGCUAUAUUCUGCUUUAAGGCCUGAAAUCUGUUAGCAUUAAGUAUCUAGUAAGCUUUCACAGGAACCUACUGUGCAAUAUCAUAGAAGCAGCAGAUAUCAAGCACUAAACUGAUGUUUUGAAGUAUAAAUGGGAAAAAAGAUGGUGUUGAAAUGUUUAUAUAGAAACUCAUUUUUGUGUUUCUUGGAUUGCUUUGGCUCUUCUAAACGUGUAAUUACAUAUGGUAACUCUGGGGCCUGGGGUGAAAAGCUUUUAAAUCAUGCCUUCUUUCCUCUAUUUCUCUUUUCUGUCUCAUUACUACCUAAUAUUUAGUUCUUUCACUAAAGCUUUAAGAAUAUAUAGUCCUCUAAAGUUUUCUAAAAAGUGAAAUCAUUGUUUGGGGGUGAUAGAAAGUUUUAUUACAGUGGUUUAUUUUUCCCUUUUUAUAAAUUAGUUUUUCUGCAUUAUCUUUUUGUUAACUAACUUGAUUAUAUAACACUUCCCCUUCCAAAAUACCCUUAUUUAUCUUGUGGUUAUAACUCAAAAUAGAGUGGAUAUGAAGAGUUUCUAGACAUAAUAGCUUAAUAUUGUCCAAAUUUCAAUGGCCGGCACUGUGGCUCACUUGGCUAAUCAUCCGCCUGCGGCGCCGGCACAUUGGGUUCUAGUCCCAGUGGGGCACCGCAUUCUGUCCAGGUUGCUCCUCUUCCAGUCCAGCUCUCUGCUGUGGCCCGGGAAGGCAGUGGAGGAUGGCCCAAGUACUUAGGCCCACACCCACAUGGGAGACCAGGAGGAAGCACCUGGCUCCUAGCUUCAGAUUGGUGCAGCACGCAGGCUGUAGCAGCCAUUUGGGGGGUGAACCAAUGGAAAAGGAAGACCUUUCUCUCUGUCUCUCUCUCUCUCUCUAACUCUGCCUGUCAAAAAAAAAAAAAAAAUUGCCCAAAUUUCUAUUUUGUACCUAGUGUACUAACAUAGUGGCAAAGGAAUA